Molecule: messenger RNA, 1697 nt
Organism: Colletotrichum phormii
Lineage: Eukaryota; Fungi; Ascomycota; Sordariomycetes; Glomerellales; Glomerellaceae
Exons: 2
Coding region: 231-1322 (363 amino acids)
Source: RefSeq, a predicted model, not a curated record
GCUCGCUCCGUCGCAACUCCGUCUUUUCUGGGGGCCUCGGCAACUCCGCGCUUGUCAACCUCACCUCUCUCACUUACACCUCUUCAUCCUAACAACAUCCGUCCCUCGGUGGUCUCUCAACGUCGUUCUCCUUCGAGAUACAUGUAAGAGACAAAAGACUUUCCGCAAGUUUCAUCGUCUCAUAACAUUGUAUUCACCGAUACGUAUUUGACCUACGCAUCCAAACAGCCAUGGCAGCAACGCACAACCCGAUGCGGGCAUCCACCCCGCCGCCCGCCGUCUCCAAGACGACGAUCCACAUGUCGGGUCUCCUCUGUGACGUCUACGGUCUCGAGGAGCUCGUCGCGCGCAAGCAGAAGCCGUCGGCGGUCUCGUGUCUUUGGCUUCAUCAUCCGCGUUUGCGUGCAAAGGAGGACAUGGUUGAUAUCGCGAGCCGGGUGAUUUCCCAAUGGGAGGAGACGUCGUCGUCGUCUGGAAGUACCAGGGCCCUCAUUACCGUGGCGUUUGACCAGCAGAACCACGGCACCAGGACAGCGUCGGCGACGGCACGGGAUAGCUGGCGCGAGGGGAACAAGACGCACGCGCUGGAUAUGUGGGGGAUGGUUUCGGGCAUGGUGGCGGAUACGAAGGGGUUGUUGGAUGUUGUGGAGGGGUAUGUGAAGAUGGAGCUGGGGCAGAGAAGGAAUGGGGAGGCGGCGGAGGAGGGGUGGGAGAUUGAUCAGCAUCUUGUGUUGGGUGUUAGUUUGGGUGGGCAUAGUGCGUGGCAGACUUUGUUUAGGGAGGAGAGGGUUGAGGCUGGGGUUGUUAUUAUUGGGUGUCCUGAUUAUAUGGCUCUCUUGUCGGACCGCGCGAGGUUAUCCAAGCUAGCAUCCUUUUCCGCACAAGACAACGGCGCCUCGUUCCUGGGCAGCAGAGACUUUCCCCGCGACCUCGUGGCUUCUUGUCUGCGUCAAGACCCCAAGGGUAUCCUCUUUGGCACCGGUGCGGUCUCGGAACGGGCCGCCAGCCUCACCAAAGACGAACAGGAGCGUCUGCGCGGCGUCCUGGACGGCCUCCACCUACACGGCAAGAAAUUCCUCAUCUGCUCCGGCGGCGAGGAUAAGUUGGUGCCGUACGCCAUGUCGGCGCCCUUUGUGGAGUUCUUGACGGCUGCUACGGGGACGUGGUAUGCUGAUGCCGGGGUCGAGGUUGAGAAUAAGGUGUAUGAGGGGGUUGGACAUGCGUUUAGUCAGGGGAUGGUGGAGGAUUCGGUGAGGUUUUUGGUUGGGGCUGUUGCUGGGAAGGAUGCUGGGGCGGGAGCUGGGGAGAAGUCGAAGAUUUGAGAGAUACAGAGAGCAGAGCAGAGUAUGCUGAGGGUUCAAGGAGGUUGAAGAAAAGGGGUUGAAUAUGUAUAGAUACCGUCUUAAGCCCACGGCCUCCUUGCAUCUUCUACAAGCGCCUCAUGCCCGUCUACAAAUCUCGUAACGAGCCCACUCUGUCUCCUCUCCCCCUCGCUCACGAAUAAAACAUCUCCCAAACCCCACGGAUUCCUCGCCCUCCUCUUGCCCGCUAGACUCGCGCCCACGCCGUGCGGGUCAACCGUCCACUCGUCCGCGGCGUGUUUUACGCCCGCGAUGGCUCCCGCUUUGGAACCGUCACCACGGUCCUCCUCAUCAUCAUCCUCGUCGUUUCUCCUCUCCCCGGGGGUAGCGUUGGUC